Austrofundulus limnaeus is the source of this 1422-nucleotide messenger RNA. It is a transcript of the gene calhm6, whose product is annotated as calcium homeostasis modulator family member 6. Gene Ontology annotation, molecular function: monoatomic cation channel activity. The record is from RefSeq and is a predicted model, not a curated record. The transcript is spliced from 2 exons. NCBI's taxonomy places the organism in Eukaryota, Metazoa, Chordata, Actinopteri, Cyprinodontiformes, Rivulidae. Gene Ontology annotation, cellular component: plasma membrane. Bases 79 to 1032 code for a protein of 317 amino acids.
ACAAGUAGAUGUAGUGGGUGGAAGUGAAACUGUGGCCUUUAUUUCAACAGUCAUUCUGUCACUUAGCAGUCUAUAGACAUGGACAAGUUUAAGACGGUUCUGAACAUUGCCAGCAAACAAACCAACCUUGGAUUUGGAGCGGUGGCCCUGAUGACAGCUGGGGGAGAGCAGAUUUUCUCUUCUGUAGCCUUCAGGUGUCCGUGCAAUGAGCUGAAUUUCUACUAUGGCAUGGUCUUCCUGCUGGUUCCUGCCUUGGCUCUGUUGCUGUUGGGUUACAUUCUGAGCAAAAAGACGUGGAAGAUGUUAACGGGUCUGUUGUACCACCGGGAAAAGCUGGGCAAAUGGAAACACCUGUCUGUCAUCAUCAAGACCUUCAUCCAGGUCAGUGUCACUGCGAUGGUCGCUCCGUCCAGCUGGAUCGCCGUGGCUCUGCUCAGUGGGAACUAUUUCGAGUGUGCGAUGACUGGGAUCAACGUGACGGCUUACAACCAGCAUGUGUGCAAGGAAAAGGAAGCUACAGAGGACUGUGUAAAGAAACUGCACAAGUUCCCCUGUGAGAGAAGCAACGAUGAGGUUCUGAAAACACUCAGAGCUCAGUCUCAGAUUCUGGGUUGGCUGGUCAUCACCGCCAUCAUGUUGUCCAGCCUCUUGUUUAUCUGCGUCGCUCGCUGCACUUCGCCCAUCAGCUACCAGCAGCUGAAGUUCUGGAGAGUGUACGCUCAGGAGGAGAGUGAUUUGAUGGAUUCAUAUACCAACAAACACGCCAAACUUCUUGCCGAYCGGAACCUGAACAGCUUUUUCAACGAGACGAAACCUGAAAACAUUACMACUCCUUCCAACAAGGCCUGGGAGAAGAUCUCUGCUCUCUAUACAUUCAGCACCAAAGACCACUACUACAGCACCUUACAUCGACACGUAGAAGCCAACUCACAGACUGAGACUGAGAUGAGGUUGAUGUCUGUCAGGUCUAAUGAGUCCACUGACAAUCCUGUUGUACUUCACUUUGUGGACGGUGGGAUGAUGCCAAUAUGAGGAGGAUAAUCUGUUCCAAAUUCAUGUUCAGGUAAAAACGUGUUUUUUAUUGAUGAUUUGAUACCCCUUUUUGGUUUUUAGCUUUCUAAAUACCAACAACUCUUUCAAAAUAAAGGAGCCUUCCUCAGAUCAGAGCUGUUUGGGUGGGCUCAUGGUAACCGUUGGGGGGUGGGAUCAUUAUGGGAUGUUCAGAAAAGGUGACUUACUCUCUCUUUAUUUAAUUUUAAUGAGCCAUUAUUACAUUAUUAGCCCUCGAGGUGAGGUGAAACUCUAGGGGCCGGUUUCGCACUCUGGGCUUAAAUAAAACCAGGACUACACUAAUCUGGUCUAACUUAAUCCACACUAAUCCAACUGCUUUCUGAGACGUUAUUUAACUUCAGAUUUACUAGU